AUGGUCUUUGAAAUAUUGAGAUACAACCCAGACAAAGCUAUAGCAGCUGUGGCAGGCGGGUCGUACUUCAUUGCCAGCCUUUGCCUGUUUGUGCGCUUAUUCAUGAACAAGACAUGGUGGGGACUUUGUCUCCCAGUAGCCUCAACCUGGAUGUCCAUUGGCUUUUUUAUGCGCAUACUCAUGGCGAUAAACCCAAGUUCUCUCCCGAUUUUCAUGGUCCAACAAUUCCUCACCUUGUUACCGCCUGCUGCAUACCUUGCCUUCAAUUACAUCCUUUACGGGCGUUUCGUCGCGAUCUGCAUUGACAGAUGCUCCUCUUGGAUAAAGCCAGAAAAAGUUGCCCGGUACGUCGUUAUCAGCGGUGUAGGUGGUGGUCUGGAAGUGUCGACAAAAUUUGAGAAACUGGGCGCGAACAUACUUCUCUCCGGAUUAGUCAUUCAAACACUCUCAUUUGCUAUCUAUCGUGUCAUCGAGUUUGCUCAAGGUAAUGGCGGUUAUCUUGUCACCCAUGAAAUCUACUUCUACCUUCUCAACUCCCUGCCACUGUUGAUUGGCAUUUGCACAUACAUCAUCUACUGGCCGACGAAGUAUCUCGAAGCCUCUCUCAGGCCCACGAAAUGACGGAACGGCGUUGAAGUUUUGUCAUUGCCAUGCUCAUUUCAAGAAUUCGUGAACCGUAAUACUCACAGUGGAAGGACCUGUAUGUGUUAAUAAUCCACUGAUCCAACAGUUGCAAUAUCCUGUAAAUCAGUUCCUUGACCGCGCAAUGUCUUUCGUUCUACUUACUAUCUUUGGCCUGGCGCAGCAGCCUCGACACUUGUCCUCUACCCUCACUACCUGGUACACAUAGUAG
Molecule: messenger RNA, 853 nt
Organism: Suillus discolor
Lineage: Eukaryota; Fungi; Basidiomycota; Agaricomycetes; Boletales; Suillaceae
Exons: 6
Coding region: 1-621 (206 amino acids)
Cellular component (GO): fungal-type vacuole; plasma membrane
Source: RefSeq, a predicted model, not a curated record